UUUCAUGUGUUUGACUCCCAAAAAUCAAUUCCGCGACUGUUCCCCUUUUUUUCAAUUAAAAUGUACAUUUAAAUGGCAUAAUGAGCUCAGAAGAACAGAACCUCCAUCUUCUAAGCAAUAAUCUCCCCGGGCAACUGUCUGAAUGCCGGCUCUGCUGCCGGCCCAACGAAACGUGUAUCGAUUUAUCUGCUGUUGCAGAUGUUAUUCCUCUGAGUUAUAUUCAGAAAAACAUAGGAAUUAAGCUAAAAUUCAAUGAAGUUACCCCUAAUUUUAUUUGUAAACAGUGCACACAGCAGAUCCUUGAUUGGCAAAAAUUUGUUAGGUCCUGCACUGAAGCUCAGUCAGUUGCCAAAGAUCGGGAAAAUUACAUCAAAGAGGCUACAGAACAAGUAAAUGAAAAACACUUACUUGCAGAUGAAACAACACAAAACAACAUGACAGAAGAGAAGGAUUCGUCUCAGGAGAAUAGCCUACCAACAAUUCCAGAUAAAAGAUCCCGUUUUACGCUAGAAUACCUGGAGCAAAAAAUAGGCAGAGUGCUCAAGUCAGAAGAAGUCGACCAGUUGAAAAAGUUUAUUGACAAAGGGGAUGACAGAGGCAUCUAUUCCUUCCUUUUUGGCAGUGGCAACAACCAGACAUGGCCCUGCCAGCUGUGCGAUGAAGUCAUCAAAGGGACCAUGAAGCAAGUGACCAAGCACUAUGCCCACGAGCACCAAGCCCCACCACUCUACCCGUGCCAACUAUGUGGCAAAGUGAUCAAAUCGAGCCAUACUUACAAAAGACACAGGACGGCCCAUUUAUCCGAGUACAAAUGCCCGUCUUGCGACAAAGUCUUCCAGGAUCGAUCCAAGCUGCUUGCCCACAAAGUGGCGCAUUCCGACAACCGGCCUCACGUUUGCGCCGAGUGCGGCAAGCAGUACAAGCUGGCCUCGCAUCUCAAAUCCCACAUGGCCCGCUCUCAUUUGCCAGAAUCCGAUCGGUUGGCAUUCACUUGCGAGAUUUGCGGUAAACGCUUUUCUGCCAAGGGCAAUUUAACCACUCAUGUUCAAACCACUCAUUCGGAUUCCAAACCUUACGUUUGUGAUCUUUGUGGUAAAGGAGUCAAGACGAAACAGGCCCUCCAAUUUCACCUCAAUUCGCACAAUGGUGUCAAACAGUUUAGCUGCCAAAUUUGUUUCAUGUCCUUCACCUCAAGGUCCAGCAUGGCCUCGCACACCCGUCGACACACGGGAGAGAAGCCGUAUCCCUGCAAACAAUGCAGUAAGACUUUCACGUCCAGCUCGGCCCGGAGUAGCCAUCGGCAACACGUUCACGCCACGUCACGACAGCACGUCUGUCCUCACUGCAGUAAAUCUUUCAAAGUCUUACGGGAUUUGAAAGUCCAUCAAUCGAUUCACACGGGGGAGAAGCCUUACGUUUGUGACACUUGCGGCAAAGCCUUCCGAGUCGCAGCCAAUUUUUACGCUCACCGUAAGACGCACCGUAAAGCUGUGGAGAAAAUAUCACUGGAUGCAGCCGUAGCUGAAAUCGGCCAAUUCAUUGAGGAACAGCAGCAACAAGAAGAACAGCAGCAGCCGGACGAAGAGACGGAACAAAUUCACACGCUGCAAAUGGCACAGCCGAGAUUGAACGACGCCCUGAGUCAAGCCAUUCAAGAACAUUUGACUCAAUCUUGUCUUGUGGUUGGCGGGGAUUUCAGCAACGAUCCAUCUGGAAGUGCUUCCAUGCUUAAUCCAUAUUCAACUGGGAUAGGGACCACCUCUGAUGGUCUGGAUUAUGCAACCAUUCAUCCAGACGAGCAAUCAUCCACGCCGGGCUAUUUAAAGUCCAUCCUCAUGGGCCAGUUUGACGAUAAGGAUUAGCUUAACGUUCAUUGCAAUUUUUCAUUCGUUCUUUUAUUUUUGCUGUUAUCAGAACUAUAGUUUUAACAAAAUAUCUAAUUGGUUUACAUUGAAUAA
Daphnia carinata is the source of this 1958-nucleotide messenger RNA. Its product is annotated as zinc finger protein 625-like. Gene Ontology annotation, biological process: regulation of transcription by RNA polymerase II. Gene Ontology annotation, molecular function: RNA polymerase II cis-regulatory region sequence-specific DNA binding; DNA-binding transcription factor activity; zinc ion binding. The record is from RefSeq and is a predicted model, not a curated record. The transcript is spliced from 5 exons. Bases 81 to 1862 code for a protein of 593 amino acids. Gene Ontology annotation, cellular component: nucleus. NCBI's taxonomy places the organism in Eukaryota, Metazoa, Arthropoda, Branchiopoda, Diplostraca, Daphniidae.